UAUACUAACAGUUCAAAGACAGAGUGCGUGGAGUAUAGUUUAAUUUGCUUGGUUUUGAUUUAGUUUAUUUUAUUUAUAGUUAGUUAGUGCAUCGAUUUGACAGGUAACGCGAGACAAGAUGGUGGAAAUAAGUAAACAUCUAUUCGACAGCACGUGUAGAGAUGUCCCUUGCAACGUCCUUCUGCACCCAUGGAACAAGCAUUGCCUGCCGUCUUACGUAAGGACAUAUGCAAACUCCUUUAUCGGAAGCGCAAAGUUUUACUUCAUAAUACACAUGGCGCAAAACUUAAUGAAAGGUAGGAAAAUACUUGAGCGUGAAGAGUUAAUGAAGGCAGUCGAAUAUUAUGCGAGGUCUACCCUCCUCGGGACUCUUGUGAGUGGUACUUGUGGAACGUUCGGCUGCUCUGUAAGGAGGCUUUUAGGCAAUAAAUUGACUUAUUAUACAUACAUAAUGAUUCCUAACAUGAUAAAUGGAAUUUUUAUACUGCUCGAGCCGCCAUCGCGAAGAGGUCUGGUGAUCAAUUUGUUUGUCAAUUUGGUUUUAGAAUUUUGGACGAGAGCUUUGGAAAGUAAGGGCUACAUUUCUAUGUCGACAGGAAAACAAACGUUUUUGUUUAUGAUCGGUAGUGCUGUGCUCUUCUACCUAAUGCGGUUAGAAGGGGAAAGCAAUAAGCGGACACCAUUGCUAUGGCUAUUUACACCUGAAAAAGUAAGACGAAAAAGCGACGAGUCGAAAAACGUUUGCCCUCACGAAGGGCUAUGUCGCCCAUUUAUUAUGAAGGGUUUCCUAAAAUACUUUGGGUUCGGUUUCGGGUUCACCAUGCUGCGAGUUUUGGCACCUAGGCUGAAGACGCCAAUAAUGGCUUUAUCUAAGCUGAGAUGGAAGCACUUGAAUAUGGGACUGUUUUUUGGCAGUUAUAUUGGUAUUUACAGAGCUGUGAUAUGUUACUUAUGCCGCAAGCAUGGUACUGAUUCCGCCGUGUAUGCUUUACCAGCGGGUUGCCUCGCCGGAUUAUCUUUCUACUUCAAACCGUCCCUGGGGUUUGCGAUAGCGUCAUUGACAGGAGCUUUUAAGUUGUAUUCAACUAUUCUGUACGAGAAGAAAAUUUUACCUGAAAGCAUUCCGAUACCUCUGCUGCUGUACUGCUUCAGCCAAGGUCUAUUGUUCCACGCCCGUUUCAUGCACCCAGAGGACUGUCCGGGAUACAUUAUGAAGCUCACGAACAACGUCACUAAUGGAUUAGAUAAAGAGAUACAUGCGAGUUUGAUGGAAGUGGUAAAGAGGACAGCUUUACAAUAAACAGAACAAGAAUUAUUACAUGUGACGUCAAUAACAACAUCAUCGUCGUCGUCGUCAUGGCAACCAAUUGACGUCCACUGCUGGGUAUAGGUCUUUUGUAGGGAGUUACCGCGGUUUUGUGUCGCUUUGGUCCAGUGGCAUCCUGCGACUCUUUUAUUAUUUAUUUAUUUUCAACAUACGACUAUUACAGGGGUGUUCCUUAUGCACAAGCGUAGACUUUAAUAUAUUGAUGUAACUUAAUACAUUAGAAAAUGAAUUUUGUAUAAUUUCAUGCGAAAUAACGUAAUAGUAACCUUUGUAAAUUCAGUCAGAGUACAACCAAACAUAACCGUUCUCUCAACCAUGGUGAGGGUGCGAAACGCGCGCGUCAGCGAAACUUUGUUGUACAAGUUGGUUCGAUAACCAUAGGGAUUUUGGCGUUAGAGAGAUAGUUUUUUUUUAAAUAACAUGGAAUAUGCGGCCUUGUAAUCCCGUUUUUUUGGUUUGAAAUAUUCGUUGACGCGAUGUAAUCAUUUCCAGAACUAUUUAAUUCACAUUAGUUAUAUUUGCGACAGUCGGUUGGCGCAGUGGACAGUGACCCUGCUUUCCGCGUCCAAGAACAUAAAUGUUUUUCAGUGUCUGGGUGUUUAUCUGUAUAUUAUAAGUAUUUAUGUGUGUUAUAUUUAUAAAAAUAUUCAUCAGCUAUCUUAGUACCCAUAACACACGCUUACUUGGGGCUAGAUAGCGACGUGUGUAUUGUCGUAGUAUAUUUAUUUUUUUAUUUAAUUCACCUCGAUCAAACAGCCCACUUUAAUGAAUUGAACGUAUUUUAUUUUAUUAUAUUGUAUUUUAUUUUGUUUAACAUUUUGAAUAGUAUAGCCUAUGCUAACAUCAAAUGAACUUGCUGGAUUUCAAAUAGGAAUGAGGAGUAGGGAUGUUUUGAGACAUUUUUAUUUGUUGUAAAUGAUGUCGGCUGUUGUCUUACUUACUUCCUUAAACUGACUGACUAAACUGACUUUCUAUUGAAUACUUAAACAAACCUAAUUUGUGAUUAACUCCAAAGAAGUAAAACAUCUGACGUGCGUGAAAAAAAUACACACACUAUUUUAUUGUUUUAAUAUAAGUUA
This is a messenger RNA of Pararge aegeria (speckled wood butterfly), 2406 nucleotides long. Its product is annotated as transmembrane protein 135-like. The transcript has 10 exons. Bases 119 to 1300 code for a protein of 393 amino acids. NCBI's taxonomy places the organism in Eukaryota, Metazoa, Arthropoda, Insecta, Lepidoptera, Nymphalidae. The record is from RefSeq and is a predicted model, not a curated record.